GUGGCAAAACUGGUGAACAGCUGAAAAUGACAUCGUAUCUGGCCCGAGAGGUUUGCCUUGCUAGGCGACAUGAAGAGAUACUCUCUCAGAGAUCAGUGCUGCUACAGCAGAUGGAGACUUAUCUGGGAGACAAAAAGACUAAAAAGACAUGGCAAACUCAAGCAGCUGAUGCAGCUCAUAAAAGGAAUGCAGCACUCCUAAAUACUCUUUACUGGGCGUCAGUAGAAGAAUCUCUUCCCAAGUGGGAACAUUUUCUUUUAGGAAGAGCAGAGUCUCCUAUUGGUUUUAAGAAAAUGAAAUCUACAAAACAGAACAUAAGCUCCCCAGAAGAAGAGUCACAAAAAUAA
Tinamus guttatus (white-throated tinamou) is the source of this 347-nucleotide messenger RNA. NCBI's taxonomy places the organism in Eukaryota, Metazoa, Chordata, Aves, Tinamiformes, Tinamidae. The record is from RefSeq and is a predicted model, not a curated record.